AAAAGCAGCUACGGAUCAGCCACUCGGGCUCUUUCAGACACAGCGGGAGAAUAUACAGUCUGAGGAGUCUUCAUGCACCGAAAUUCAUACACCGAUACCUGUCACUAAGCUGCCGAGCGAGGAUAACCGGGACUUGGAAACCAACACACGCCGACACAGCAUGGAGGCCGCCAUCUUGGAAUAUACCACGUCGUGCUGUCAGCUGUAGGGGGAAGCAAAGAGAAUGGCUGCAUCUACGUGCAGUAUGCCGUUGAAAGCUCACCCCUCUAACUUAUAAUAAGAUAUUAGAACUUUGAACAUUUAUUCACUAGAGGAGCUGAGUGGUUUAAGCUUACGGACUGCCAAUAAAAUCACCAAGGCCGGAAUAGGUAUUACCCCUCUGCAGUUGGUGCGGCCAGGGGACACAAUGGCGCUGCUGGGCUCCUGGACUGCCCAACGGUGGCUUCUGGAGAAUGGUGGCCGCUCGCUACUCCGUGCUGGGGCCCAGCUGGCUCUGUGCUGCAGCCUCCAAGCUAAACGUUACCUCUUAACUGAUGAUAUCUUGAAACUUCAUGAAUUUCAAAAGAAGAAACUGACUACUUUAUAUCAGAUUUAUGGGAAAAAAGAUCUUUAUUUUCAAACGAUAGAAGAAAAGCUACAGAGAAAUGGAAUCAUCCUACGAGAUGAGCUAAAAACAUUACUUCAUCUAUGUAGCACGCAGCCUGAUGUGGAAUUUGCAAAGAGGGUAAUCUAUAGGUACCAUGAAGAAAAUAAAAAUGUAAUGUUUGGAGAAUUCCGAUUUGGCCCUGUUUUUCUCAGACUGUGUUAUGAGCUUGAUCUUGAAGAUAUCGCAGUUGAGCUUUUAAAAGACAAGACUCUACACGGUUUCUUUUCUGAUUGCACCUCCUUUAAUAUAUUGAUGGAUAUGCUCUUCACCAAAGGGCAGUAUGAAAGAGCAGUGGAAGUGUUAGUGCAAAUGCGAAAUCAGAGGGUGAGGUUUAGCAAAGAGACCUACAUUUUGGCAUUUGCUAUAUGUUACAAGCUGAACAACCCUAAUUCCUGUAAAAUUUGCACAACACUUCUAGAAGAAAUCGAGAUGAAGGGAGAUCAUCUCCCGAAGCAAGCGGCCUGCUUUGCUGUGGCUUUUGCGUUAAAACAAGAGGAAUUUGUGAAAGCACGGAAACUUUACUCUCAGAUCAUGAACACUGAUAGCAAACUGUGCAAUAAUUUACUUCUUCUCAUUAAGGUGCACACUAGUACCGUGGAAGAUGUUCUGCAGUUUCUGGAAGCUGCAGCACAAGCCAUGGGCUCUAAAUUUGUGAAGAAAACUGAAUUUGCAGAGGAGCUGUUGGCCGCCACCGGACAGAAGCUGAAAUCUCAUACUGAACUUUACACAAGAUUUAACAUUGUUUAUCACAGACUUAAAGAUGCAGGGCAAAUAAGUGGAUUAACACUGGAUCAAAUGCUGUGUUAUACUCCCCCUGAACUCACACGCUCAAACUUGCAUUUAAUAAGAAACAGGAAAACCAGCCGCAGAACAUUUCGAUCUCUACAAUCUACACUAUUGGUGGAGUAAAACCAAACCUUAUCUUUCUGGAUGGAAAGAAUUCAUACCUACAUGGCAACCUGACCACGUGAAAUGAAAACUACAGUGUCUGGAUGUGUCUACCGCUAUGAAGACAGAUGUGUGUGUGUGCAGGACUCAGAAUAUAAAAAAAUUAUUUAAAACUUAAAUAAUUAGAUUAAAAAUGCUUCUAUUUAAGAAGCCAGUUCUUUUUAAAUGUCUCCUUUGCAAUGUUUUAUUUGGUUGUUAAAUGGCAGAGGCUCUGGUCACUGUGUAAAGGUUAUGCCCUACAGAAUAUGCUGCAGCUUAUUGUUAGAACCUGCACCUUUAACUUUUUUUGCAUCCAUAGAGUCAAGAGAAUUUGUGGGUGGGAUUGGGAUUAAUAUCUUUCAUCAAUAUUGUCCCUAAAGAAGGUUAAAUAGUUGAUGGUAGGAAGACGUGGAGAAUGGGAGCAAAAUUUUGGAUAUAUGACAAGAAUAAGACUAGACUGAAUACAGUCACCCUUAAUUUUACAUUUCCGUAGUUCCUAAAAAAUUCUAAAAUUGACAGCAUUGUUUUGCGGUCCCGCACAGCCAUACCAUGUUUUAUUUUAUUUAAUUUUAGUGACACCAGACAAAUGUAAAAUUGAGAUUCAGCUGUAUAACAGGCUGUUAGGCCAUUACAAUGGACACACACGGCAGUAAAGAAGUCCCUUAAUCCCUUGGAGACAGUUAGGUGACAAACAGAUUGAUCUUUCACAACAGAGAUGCUACUAAGAAUAUAGAAAUUCAUGAAUAUAUUUAGAUUAUAUCCAUCAAAGCGCUGAACCAUGGAAUAACCCUUAGGCCCCAUCAGGGUAAAAAUGAGGUGGUAAGUAAAUGACCUUUGAACAGAGUCUACAGGAAACCAGCAACUAAUGUGCCCAUAAUACAGAUAACUCCUUCCUUAACUCCUAACUUCCUGAUCCUUCUAACAUGGCCCUCCUUAUCUACUUUUUGGAAAUUGGGGAGGCAGGCUGAGCCUGGUGAAUCUGAGCUAAGAAAGCGAGUUGCUAUGGGGCUGUAAUUUAACAA
Molecule: messenger RNA, 2595 nt
Organism: Xenopus tropicalis (tropical clawed frog)
Lineage: Eukaryota; Metazoa; Chordata; Amphibia; Anura; Pipidae
Gene: ptcd2
Product: pentatricopeptide repeat domain 2
Exons: 10
Coding region: 407-1555 (382 amino acids)
Biological process (GO): regulation of mRNA processing
Cellular component (GO): mitochondrion
Source: RefSeq, a predicted model, not a curated record